CUCGCUUCGGGGUUUUGCAAUUGGUAGCGGCUCUUUUUUUCUCCUGUCACGGUCUCGCCUUCUUCUUUUAGGUGGCUCCACCCCGCCCAGGAUCCGGCGAGGGGGAGCGAGGCCGGUUGCGGUGGCCAAGGCGCGCCGAGCGCGUCUGCGAGCUCCAAGAGCUAAACGCCGCGUCCCGCCUCCUGGCCCCGGGCGCGCCCUCCGCGCUCCUCGGGGCUCCGCGUCCAGCCCCCGCUCCACCCUUCCCCACUUUUCCACCCUUUGCAAUCACAUGGCAUUUUAAGAAUGCCGGAAAGAUGGCGGUAGCGGCAGCGGCGGCGGCGGGACCGACAGGCGCGGGAGGCGCCCGGACGCAGCGGAGCGGGCUACUGGAAGUUUUGGUGCGGGAUCGCUGGCACAAAGUUCUGGUGAACUUGAGCGAGGACGCUCUGGUACUGAGUUGCGAGGAGAACGCAGCGGCGUACAACGGCCUCGGGACCGCCACCAAUGGCUCGUUCUGCAGGGGCGCUGGUUCCCCGGGCGCGGGCGGCGCGCAGCCCCCGGACUCACCUACCAAGGUCCGCACAGCCUUCACCGACCUGCCGGAGCAGGUGCCUGAGGCCAUCUCGAACCAGAAGCGCGGCGUGAAGGUGCUGAAGCAGGAGCUAGGCGGGCUGGGCAUCAGCAUCAAGGGGGGCAAGGAGAAUAAAAUGCCCAUCCUCAUCAGCAAGAUUUUCAAGGGGCUGGCGGCAGACCAGACCCAAGCCCUCUACGUGGGCGACGCCAUCCUGUCGGUGAACGGAGCAGACCUGCGGGACGCCACCCACGACGAGGCGGUGCAGGCGCUGAAGCGCGCUGGCAAAGAGGUGUUGUUGGAAGUGAAGUACAUGCGAGAAGCCACGCCCUAUGUGAAGAAAGGCUCCCCAGUGUCUGAGAUUGGGUGGGAAACUCCUCCUCCAGAAUCCCCUCGGCUAGGGGCCAGCUCUUCAGACCCACUAUCACCACAGUCCUUCUCCUUCCACAGAGACCGGAAAAGCAUCCCCCUCAAGAUGUGCUUCAUCACUAGGAGUAUGGCCUUGGCUGACCCUGAGAACAGGCAGCUUGAAAUCCACUCUCCAGAUACUAAGCAUACAGUCAUCCUAAGAAGUAAGGACUCAGCCACAGCUCAGGCCUGGUUCAGUGCCAUUCAUUCCAACGUCAGUGACCUGCUAACUCGAGUGAUUGCUGAGAUCAGACAGCAACUGGGGAAAACUGGCAUUGCUGGGAGUCGAGAGAUCAGGCAUCUUGGCUGGCUUGCAGAAAAGGUGCCAGGGGAGAAUGACAAGCAGUGGAAGCCAGCCUUGGUUGUGCUGACUGAGAAGGACCUUUUAAUCUAUGACAACAUGCCCCGGAGGAAAGAGGCCUGGUUCAGCCCAAUUCACACAUACCCUCUUCUAGCCACCAGACUGGUCCAUUCAGGUCCUGGGAAGGGCUCACCCCAGGCUGGUGUGGAUCUAUCCUUUGCAACCCGAACUGGUACCAGACAAGGGAUUGAAACACAUCUCUUCAGGGCAGAGAUCAGCAGGGACCUGUCACACUGGACAAGGAGCAUAGUCCAAGGUUGUCACCAGUCAGCUGAGCUCAUCGCUGAAAUCACCACCGCAUGCACCUAUAAAAACCAGGAGUGCUGUUUGACCAUACACUACGAGAAUGGAUUUUCUAUUACCACGGAAUGCCAGGAGGGUGCCUUUACCAAAACCAUCUUACAGUCUCCUUAUGAAAAGCUCAAGCUGUCUUCAGAUGAUGGGAUCAGGAUGUUGUAUUUAGAUUUUGGAGGCAAAGAUGGAGAGAUUCAACUGGACCUUCAUUCCUGCCCCAAACCGAUUGUUUUCAUCAUUCAUUCCUUCCUGUCGGCUAAGAUUACAAGACUAGGCUUGGUGGCUUAA
Molecule: messenger RNA, 1904 nt
Organism: Chrysochloris asiatica (Cape golden mole)
Lineage: Eukaryota; Metazoa; Chordata; Mammalia; Afrosoricida; Chrysochloridae
Gene: SNTB1
Product: syntrophin, beta 1 (dystrophin-associated protein A1, 59kDa, basic component 1)
Exons: 7
Coding region: 297-1904 (535 amino acids)
Cellular component (GO): intracellular anatomical structure; synapse; dystrophin-associated glycoprotein complex
Molecular function (GO): protein binding; structural molecule activity
Source: RefSeq, a predicted model, not a curated record